Messenger RNA from Rubroshorea leprosula, 1163 nucleotides. NCBI's taxonomy places the organism in Eukaryota, Viridiplantae, Streptophyta, Magnoliopsida, Malvales, Dipterocarpaceae. The record is from the annotation of a GenBank genome assembly.
CACCGUCCAUCACAACUUGCAUUCUCAUUUAUUCUCUCAGGCUUCAAGGAUUUCUACAGCUGUUGAAGAAGAAACUACUUUGGUUUUGCUAAGGAAAAGUGCAUUUGGGUUUGUGUUUUUGGUUGAGGGUUUGUGGAAAAAUGGAGAAGGGUUUGGGAUUUGGAAAUGAUUUGAACCUUAAGGCAACUGAGCUGAGAUUGGGUUUGCCUGGCACAGAUGAAGUGGAGGAACAAGCAGAUUACAAUGUUAGAAACAAGAGGCCACUGCCAGAUGCCACCGUGGCUGAGGAGUGUGGAGGAAAGGGCAAAUCUGAUGCUGAACUUGAAACAGCCCCUCCUGCCAAGACACAAAUAGUUGGUUGGCCUCCUAUCAGAUCCUACAGGAAAAACAACAUUCAGGCAAAGAAGAGCGAGCCAGAGGCUCCGGGGAUUUAUGUGAAAGUGAGCAUGGAUGGAGCACCAUACCUGAGAAAGAUUGACCUGAAGGUUUAUCAGGGAUACCCUGAGCUCCUGAAAGCACUGGAAAAUAUGUUCAAGUUCACCAUAGGUGUUUACUCAGAGAGAGAAGGAUACAAGGGAUCAGAAUAUGCCCCUACUUACGAAGACAAGGAUGGAGACUGGAUGCUGGUUGGAGAUGUUCCUUGGGAAAUGUUCAUAAAUUCAUGCAAGAGAUUCAGAAUCAUGAAAGGAUCAGAAGCCAGAGGCUUGGGAUGUGGUGUAUGAGGAACCCUCAAGCCACAAACUAAAACCCAGUUACAAGCAAGAGAAGAUGAAGAUUUGUCUCUGGUCAAGAGAAAAUCUUUUCAGCUUCCAGCUUGGGUUCUCCAAGGGGAGAUUUGAAUCCGAGUCUACUUCUGAGGUUGGCUGAAGGGAAGUUUAGACGGCAAUCUAACAGACAUAUAUCUAUCUAUAUAAGGGAGUUCAGUUUCUUUCCUCUAGUUUAGCAGCAAAGAUGUUUUGGUGGUCUGAGCAUCUGUCAUGUUAUUCUGUAUUGUUUCUAUCAUAACCCCAUCAAACCAAAACUGAAUUAAAGAACAUGUUGCUUCAAAUGCAACCCUGUGUAAAUGAUCUGAGAAAAACAUAGGAAGAAAAUCUGUGUCCAAGUUUUGGCUAUGUAUUAUUAAUACCAGGUACAGUGUAAUAUAGUAAAAUGUCCUUGUAAAU